Messenger RNA from Paralichthys olivaceus (Japanese flounder), 887 nucleotides. It is a transcript of the gene figla, whose product is annotated as folliculogenesis specific bHLH transcription factor. Lineage: Eukaryota; Metazoa; Chordata; Actinopteri; Pleuronectiformes; Paralichthyidae. The record is from RefSeq and is a predicted model, not a curated record. Gene Ontology annotation, molecular function: DNA-binding transcription factor activity, RNA polymerase II-specific; protein dimerization activity; RNA polymerase II transcription regulatory region sequence-specific DNA binding. Gene Ontology annotation, biological process: regulation of transcription by RNA polymerase II; developmental process.
GCUCACUGCGGGCAGGUAGCGGGCUCCUGAUGAAGCACCUGUCUCAGGUGUGCUCAGCCUCAUGCCUCUGCUGUUUACGUGUGAGAGGUGAGCGGAGACAGUCUGUGAGAGGCAGCACCUCCUCACGGUCCAAACUCAGGGUUCAAGCUCAGGGUUCAUCCUCAGGGUUCAUACAUGUUCCUGCUCAAAAUGAAGGUGCCAGCGGAGGAACUAAUGGGCGACAUAUUGAAGCGUCUGACGGGCGAGUCCGCGCUGCCUGUGUACAGCAACAUAGAGAAGUUCAGACGAGCUAAAGACGGCCUGUACUUCGUCGCUGAGGACUUCAACGAAACGGUGAAAAAGAGGGAGCUGGUCAACGCCAAGGAGCGGCUGAGAAUCCGGAACUUGAACACUAUGUUCUCACGCUUGAAGCGUAUGGUGCCACUAAUGCGACCAGACCGGAAACCCAGUAAAGUGGACACACUCAAAGCUGCAACUGAAUACAUUCGAUUGCUUGUUGGAGUUUUGCAAGACACUGACAGUCAUGAUGGCAGUGGCACUGAUUUCCUAAAGAAUGCAAUCACUUAUGGUCAGACUGAAGGUUUGAGCAAUGACCUAUGGAGAAUGGAUGAUCUUUUGAACAUGUCAGAUGAGUGCAUGGAAGAUGGAUUCACUCUGCCUCCAGAACCAGUAACAGAGGACGGAGACAUGACCAGACUGGUGUUGCAACAUUGUGCAAUGCCUGCAUACCAGUUCAUCAUCCAAGUAGCACCUGACCAGACUUCGAUGUCUCAACACUGCUGAGUGAUGUGUAGAGCAGAUGGCUUGAACUAAUACUGGAAACAUGCCAGGGGCCUUUUGCUUUGAAGAAAGGAUUUUUCCAGAAGAAAUUUUUUUAUUUGUUUUAU